CGCCCACGGGUAUUUCGUUCCUUCAAUUCAAACUGUGUCUCGACAUUUCUUCGGUUCUGCGUCUUUCGGAAGGGGCACUAAAGUUGUGAGAAAAGUAGACAAGGCCAUUUCUUACGUCAUCAUGAAGUACUUGGAAUACACACCACUUGAUCGAAUAAAUGACUUCUUGAGUCAUGUAAAUCUUGGAGAAAGGACCAUCAAAGGAUGCCUAGAGGCUUACUCUUGCAAGCAUACAGGAACAGAUAAGAGGCUUUCUCUAAGCCUGGAGAAUGAGAUUCUGGACCACCUUGGAAAGUCUUUGGAUACCGACUCCUCCUCUCCAGUUGAAUAUCUAUGCAGUCGAUCCAGUCGGAAGACAAUGAUUUAUCUGCUUCUUACUCUCCAUCACAUGUAUCCAGAUUAUGAUUUCAGUGCAGUGAAAGCUCACGAAUUUUUCACCGAGGAAAGCUGGGACAGUGUUAAGCAGAUUUUCGAUGAUUACAUGUUUGAAGCCUCAAAGGCAUGGCUAGAGGAGAAUGAAGUUCCCCUACUCGAGACCUUGUACAAGACCUUAGAUGAGGUUGUGAAGCUAGCCGAAUGUGAGAUUUAUAGUUACAACCCGGAGGCCGAGGCCAAUCCCUUCCUUGAAAAAGGAUCAAUAUGGUCGUACCAUUUUUUCUUCUACAACCGAAAGCUCAAGCGCGUCGUGUACUUUAACUUCGGCUGCUUGAGCAAUCUGGUCGGCGACUUUGGCGAUGAGUCGAGCUUCGAGGAAGACGACGAAAUAUUCGAAGGAAUGGACAUGUAAAGGAGGCUGCUUUAGGUUCCAUUGUAGCUACAGAAUCCGACUUUAUGUUUCUUGUAAAGAAGGGCCUCUUCUUACCCUUUUGUUUCCUGUGUAUAUUUAGCUAAGUAAAUAAAAUGAUGUCUGAACUUGAGGAUGAACUUGAUGCUGUAAGAAUCUGUGAGAUUCGUUUUAGGAGAAAAAAAUCAAUUAAUCAUUAUCCAUACAAGGAAGUUUACAGAAUAGGCAUGGACUAGGAUAGGGUAGGAUCAUAGGAUGAUACAGAUUUGGGGAUUCCUAAGUUAGAAAUAUGAAAAAUGAUGGCUCUUCAGUUAUUGUAUCCAAUAGAGGCUUUCGAGAUGCUCUGUGUUGAUACUCCAGGCGCAAUCUGGACCAUCCAUUUUCGCAGCUUUCUACCAAAUUCUCCGUCGCCGGAGCUACUCGGACUGCGUUGUCUCCGGCGGAGGGAGCGGCCGCAACGACGAACACGGCGGCGUCUGCUGGCGUGACGAUUGAAUUGACUCUCCUCAUCGGAAACAUGAUGUAGAGGCUUCCGAACUCCAAGUCGUCGUCGGCGGCGAGCGGGGAGAAUCGGUUCCCGAUUUUGACAGAUUCGGAAUUGGUGAGGAAGUAGGAAGGAUAGUCGAGCAUGAGAUCCGCGGCUUUCACCUGGUGGCGGAACUGGCGGAGCUGGCCGCCGGGGAGAAUAACCCUAGCGGAGAUGGGGCUUUUGAGUUUGGGAGAUGGAAUAGCGCAGGAAGUGUAGUUUCCCAUGGCGGUGGAAUUAAGGUCGGUAUUGAAUGGCGCAGAAUAACUGCGCGCAUAUAUAACGUGGAUAGAAGAAGAAGAUAGAGAGGGAAAAAUGGCGUGUGGCAGUGGAGUAGUGGAAUAAUGGGAAACUUGCAUAUCUGCCAUUGCCAACUGGAAGUCAUGGUAAACGACAGUUGUGGGGGCAAGCAGAGGCUGGCAAACGCGGUCCUGAUUUUCCGCUUUGCGGUGGAUUUCAUUUCAUAUGGAAAAUCAUUCUCGCGAAUGUCGGCGUCGCCAUCAUUGGAUCGACAGAAGGACAACCUGUACGCGGAUGAUGAACUGAUGAUAGUCUACGCUUUCGUCGAUCUCCUUCCUUCCUUCCUUCCUUCCUACAGGUUUGAUCGCCAUUGUUAGGUCUGUUUUUCCUUCUAAAUUGCUCUCUUCCAAACGGCGUAGACAGCCUGUUCAUAGUCUCUUCCUUCCUUCCAACAGGUGCAAUUUUCGAUUCAGAAUUUCAUCGAAUUGUGAGUUUCAUUUCAGUAUCCACUGAAGCACUGCACUCACUUACCUUUGGUGAUUAGGUUUGAUCGCCAUUGUUAGAUCUGUGUUUCCUUCUGAAUUGCUCUUCCAAGCGGCGUAGACAUUCUAUUCAUAGUCUCUUCCUUCCUACAGGUGCAAUCUUCGAUUCUGAAUUUCAUCGAAUUGCGAGUUUCAUUUCAGUAUUCACUGAAACACUGCACUCUACUGCACUGCACUCUUACCUUUGGUGAUUAGGUUUGAUCGCCAUUGUUAGGUCUGUGUCUCCUUCUGAAUUGCUCUUCCAAACAGCGUAGACAGUCUGUUCAUAGUCUCUUCCUUCCUUCCUUCCUACAGUGGCUUUCUACAGGGACGGCCCUAGCUGGCAAAAAGGGCGCCACACAACGCCCACCAUAAAUAAGGAUCAUUAUACACAUAUUUGCAGGAAAACUCCACUAUAAGAUCCUCAAUUGAUCGCAGAUAGAACCGAGAGGAAGAAGACAAUUUGGGUGAAGUGAAGAGUUUGGGCUGAGUCCGGCGGGCCGGGCUAAGAAGUCGGCCAACAAAUUAUAUUUUCGAAGGAUCUGUUGGGUUAGAUCUCGAAUAGCUAAAAAAUCCCAACAUACUAUUUAUAAUGUUAAUUAACCAAAUCCCAAAUACAUAUUUAUAUACAUAUAGACUUAUUACCUGAGUUUGGGGUGUUUCAAUGGAAGAAUUCCGGUGAGUUUUGAUAACCUUAGAGUGAAACAAAGAGAGUUUUCGACGGCAGAUUUUUGGUAGAUGUCGAGGUUUAGAGUGAAGCACCAGCCUCUGUCUUGCGGCGUGAUUACCAUGUGCCUUAAUUAGAAGUCCCUUCUCCGGUAAAGAACAAGAAGGAAGAUCGGAGAAAGAAUUGGUAAAAUCGAAGUCGAUCGGAGGUUAUUUGAGUCCGUCGGAGGAGAUGACACUGUCCACUGGAGAAGAUGAUCAACAUGCAUCGUCAAUCUGCCGGAGUUCGAAGCUGUUCGGAGAAGAAGUUGCUGCGCUAAUCCGCUUGACAUCGAUGCCGAUUAUGCGAGAGAUAGAUUUGGAGUUAAGUUGUCUCGUUGCUUGAAUCGGGAGUCGAUUUCAUCGUCGUUAUUGUUUUUGUUUUUAGUUUACAGUUUGGCCAUUAUUUUUUUCGAUUCGAUUUAUUAUAUGGGUUUAUUCGAUUAUUGUUUUCGCUAAUUAAAAUCGUAUUUUGUUUAAGAAGGUUGUUCGAUAAAUUCAACUAUUCAAAAUAUAAAUUCACUUCACAACAUUUGACA
Messenger RNA from Andrographis paniculata, 3315 nucleotides. RefSeq lists its product as uncharacterized. The record is from RefSeq and is a predicted model, not a curated record. The transcript has 14 exons. Gene Ontology annotation, biological process: negative regulation of transcription by RNA polymerase III. Gene Ontology annotation, cellular component: nucleus. Bases 122 to 787 code for a protein of 221 amino acids. Lineage: Eukaryota; Viridiplantae; Streptophyta; Magnoliopsida; Lamiales; Acanthaceae. Gene Ontology annotation, molecular function: RNA polymerase III core binding.